AUGCACCAAUUUCUCCGCCGAGCUCCCCAAAGUGGGAAGCACCACAGUUAUUGUGUAGGGCACGCGAAGGUACGAUGCAGAGAACUCGACAAGUAUCUCGUCAGAAGGCUAAGGCUCUUCAUAGACACCGAGGAAGAAUCCUCAGUAAACCAGACCACUCUGGUGGAUAACGACGCACAGACCUGGAAGGUAGACCCUGAGUUCUCUUUCGAGGAUGCGACUGUAACGCUCGUGGCGGAAAACGUCGGAUUCCGCGUCUAUGGAGGUGUCUUGGCUGGGCACUCAAAGGUUUUGAAGAAGCUACUCGCGGUACAUCACAUGGGCGAGACCACUACCAACUCCCGUAAGCUUGAACUCUGUCUUCCUGAUACCGCCAGGGACUGGCGCUACGUGCUGCGCGUAUGCUUUACUCAAGAAAUAUCUCUGAGGUUCCGUCUCCCCACCGCUGAAGAAAUCUUCGCAUACGUUCGCAUCGGCCACAAAUACUGCAUCCAGAGCCUCUACAACCGAAGCAUCGAAUUUCUCAAGAGGUUCUUCGGAACCGAUUACUUUGGAUUUUACAAGGUCAACGGUUCCAUCCCAAAGUCGUUUUCCCCCGUUCACGCCAUUGGUGUCGUCAACAUCGCCCACUUCGUGGGAGAAUCAUCCAUGCUUCCCCUCGCCUUACGCGCCUGUUGCCUACUCAGCGUUCCUCGCCUGCUGGUAGGCUUCGAGUACAGCGACGGCAAGAGUGAGACCUUGUCAGCGGGAGACGUCGUACGGUGUCUGACGGCAAAACCACAGUUUGCCAGCAACCGCCUCUCUUCGUUCCUUCGCAUCAUCACCCCAUUCCUCUCUUCCCACUGUGUCAAUUUAGGUCUCACUGGGAAACCGUGCCGCGAAGCCGCAAUGCCCCUUCUAGACCUCGCGCAAUCCGAGUCGACCUAUCUCGGUCAAACCGAUAGGCAGCAUGGUUUAUCCAUCGUACUUUGCGACUCUGUUCUGGAACAACUGUGCCCAUCAUGUCGCACACAGCUUGGGGAAGUCCGGCAAGCUGAACGCUAUGCGUCGUGGAACAAGAUUCCUUCCAUUCUUGGAUUAGAAUGCCCAGAAUGGAAGAACAUCAAGGUUCGUACCCAGUUUUCUCGAGGGGCCGAUGAAUGGCUGAUACAACCCGAAUACCUAGUGAGGACCGGCUAUGAACGAGCCACUUGGCCCAUAUGA
This is a messenger RNA of Epithele typhae, 1203 nucleotides long. RefSeq lists its product as uncharacterized. Gene Ontology annotation, molecular function: protein binding. Bases 1 to 1203 code for a protein of 400 amino acids. The record is from RefSeq and is a predicted model, not a curated record. The transcript has 2 exons. NCBI's taxonomy places the organism in Eukaryota, Fungi, Basidiomycota, Agaricomycetes, Polyporales, Epitheliaceae.